Messenger RNA from Scaptodrosophila lebanonensis, 1696 nucleotides. RefSeq names its product FAD-dependent oxidoreductase domain-containing protein 1 (gene l(2)37Bb). The record is from RefSeq and is a predicted model, not a curated record. The coding region runs from base 87 to 1622 and encodes 511 amino acids. The transcript is spliced from 2 exons. Gene Ontology annotation, cellular component: cytoplasm. Gene Ontology annotation, molecular function: oxidoreductase activity. Lineage: Eukaryota; Metazoa; Arthropoda; Insecta; Diptera; Drosophilidae.
UUAAAUAACACUUUAUAGCAAUAAGUUACGUGAUUUUGAAUUAAAGUUAACACAAGCCACAGAGAACCGUACUGCCCGGUAGAAAUAUGCUGCGCUAUCGCCAUAUACAUCUGGCGCGCUUACUGCAACCAGUGUCUGUUCGAAUUUUAUCCCCUGCUGCCUACUCAUCGGAAACCGGCAACGAUGAUCCGGAGGAUAAACAUCCAAUUAGACGCACACUUCGCCUACUUGGCAACGAUAUGCGCAAAGUUAGGGACUUCUUUAUGCCCAAGAUCAACAGAACUGAAGAUAAAACGGAUCGCCGACCAAUGCAGAGUAAAUUUCAAUUUAAAGGCGAUCAGGGCCAGCCGGAAGAGUUCCAGACGCACUGUGAUAUUUUGGUUAUCGGAGGUGGUGGCAUUGGAAGCUCUAUUGCGUAUUGGCUAAAGGAAAAGGCACGGGAUGGACUCAAUGUCGUCGUAGUUGAAAAGGACGAUACUUAUUCCAAUUCCGCCACUCGCUUGUCCAUUGGUGGCUUGCAUCAUAAAUUUUCGCUUCCCGAGAACAUAGAAAUGUCCCUUUUUGCUGCCGAUUUUUUGCGGAAUGGAAAGCAGAAUUUUGGCGCUGAUAUACCACUUAACUACACGCCAUGUGGUCAUCUGAGACUAGUUAGCGAAGAGGGCGCCGAGGCACUGCAGCGCACUUGCCAGCUACAAAAUGAAUUGGGCGCACGCAAUGAACUGUUGACACCGGCCCGCUUGGCCACCCGUUUCCCGUGGCUAAAGACCGACGGCGUUGCCCUGGCCUGUUUAGGUUUAGAAAAGGAAGGAUGGUUUGAUCCAUGGGCUCUGCUAUUGGGUUACAGACGCACAGCUGUCCAUUAUGGUGCACACUUUGUGAAUGGCGAGGUGGUGCGCUUUAUAUAUAAAAAUCAACCGGAUGUUACAAUUGUGGGCGACGAAGCUUCCAAUGAGGGGCAGUAUAGUAGCCUUGACAAGGUCGUUGUUCAGCUACAGGAUGGCACACAACGAUCUAUUAAGUUUGCUUUGUGUGUAAUAGCAGCGGGCGCCAGCUCAGGGAAUGUAGCCCAAUUAGCGCGAAUAGGACGAGGUCCUAACAUUUUACAAGUGCCACUACCUGUGGUGCCGCGAGAGCGUUGCCUUUAUGCUAUCACCACAGACGCACAAAAUGCGCCUGGUAUUUCAACGCCACUCACAAUUGACCAUAAUGGCGUGUUCUUUAGAUCCGAUGGCCUGGGUGGCAACUACAUUUGUGGACACUUUGGCAAUAUUGAAGAUAGUUCAGAGAAUCCUGAUGCACAAGCCUUCUUCGAGUCGGCGAUUAGACCCACUUUGGCAAAACGCGUGCCAGCAUUCGGAAGCGCCAGAAUUGUCGACAAAUGGUCUGGCAGUUACGACUACAAUCUUUUUGACGACAACGGCAUUAUUGGUCCUCAUCCGUAUUACAAUAAUUUGUACAUUGUAACAGGCUUUAGUGGACAAGGAAUACAGCAAACGCCGGCUCUGGGACGUGCUAUAUCCGAACUCAUAAUGGACGGCAGUUUCCGCACAAUUGAUCUGUCUAGGCUUAGCUUUGAUAGAAUAAUUGUGGAUAGACCAUUGUACGAGUUGAAUAGUAUUUAAAAUUAAACGUGCUUUAUAAUUUAAGAACAAAAAUGAUUAAUAAAUUGGGCUGAUUGUAUCAUUUGCCAAUUAAA